GGACCACGGUGACGUAGUGACGGAAUCAUAACAAACAAGAGGGCUCACGAGACUGGAGGACAAAAGACACACAGGACACACCACGGCUGAGACACGUUGAGGAGAACCAUGCUGAACUUCCUGGGCUUCAGGAAAGACUCCAAGAAGUCUCCGCCAGAGAAGGAAGUGGACGGAGGCUUCGUCAUUGUCGGAGAGACGCUGGAGGAGCAGAGGAGGAAGAUGCAGACCAUGAAUCUCACUCAGCCGUCCACCAACGUCAUCGUGCAGCCGUCUAAGCCCGCCCGUCCGGCUCCGGCUCGGCCCCUCCACUCGCCCCCCCCCCCGCCGGCCCCCCCGCUGGCGGACGCCGCCCCGGCUCUCCCUGCUCUCCCGGACCUCCUCGGGGACGUCCCCUUCACGCUCGCCCCCCACGCUGCGGUGCAGGCGGCGUUCCCCCUCAUCCCGGAUGUCCUGCUGUCCCGGGACGUCAACUACAACCUGGCCAGCUUCCAGUACGACUUCACGCUGGAGAACUCGGUUCUGCACAGCGCCUGAGCCCCGCCCCCACCCCGGCCCCGCCCCAUGCCCGACUCUGUCAGCGUGAGUUCACCCACCACCUCCGACCCCCAGGCUCUCAGGAAGAUCCGACCGCUGGGGGCCGCUGGUGGCUGCGGGAGGCCACCAGGGGCCGCCGGGGGCCGACGGGGGCCGCCGGGGGCCGCCGGGGUCCGCCGGGGGCCGACGGGGGCCGCCGGGGCCGCCGGGGGCCGCCGGGGUCCGCCGGGGGCCGCCGGGGGCCGCCGGGGGCCGCCGGGGGCUGCCGGGUUCUGCUCCGCCCCACAUCACCAGACAAACAACAUUUCUGUCUAGAGCGACCUGCUGACUGUCUUCUGUCGGUGUAAUGAGAGUAUGGACUGACUGUUGAAUUCCAGCCUCCACCACCUUCUCCACCUUCUCCACCUUCUCCACCUUCUCCCACGUUCUUCCUGUGUUCAGUCUUGAUUUCCUUCUCAAAUUUCAUGGAUCUAGUUUUUCAGUUUUUGUGUUGAUGGUCACUCUUGUCUUUCGUCUCCACAGCUGUGAUUGAAUGGACAGUCUGCCUCUAUGCUGAUGAUGUCCUGAUGUCUUUCCCUGUCGCUCAGCUUGUUGAACUGCUGGGAUCGUCUCUGAUCAUCUGACCAAACUCACUCUGAACCCUCAGUGGAAAACAGCCUGCGUUCCCCUGGUUCCACCAGAUCCCACCUAUGAGCUGAACCCAGCUGACUGUGGUGUGUGUGUUGUGUGUGUGUGUGGUGUGUGUCGUGUGUGUGUGUGUGUUGUGUGUGGUGUGUGUGAGAGACACGAUGAAAUGUCGACAAGCUGUGAGUGAGUGAUUUGCUAGCAGGGUUCUCCAGCCCUGUUCCUGCAGAACCCUAAGCGCAGGUUCUAACUCUCUCCCUGCUUCAUCACACAUAAAUCUACUGGUUCUGUCCUCAAAGAGCACCCAGCAGAACCCAGCAGAACCCAGCAGAACACAGUAGAACCCAGCAGAACCCAGCAGAACCUGACUAAUGGUUCUGUCCCCAGAGAGCACCCAGCAGAACCCAGCAGAACCCAGCAGAACCCAGCAGAACCCACUCUAAAGGUUCUGUUGUCACAGGGCUGGCUGCCGGGCAGGUGCUCCAGCUGUAGGAUGAUGUCGGGUGUAGCUGCCAAAGUGUUUUUGUUUUCUUUUCCUGAGGGGUCCUGCAGAUGACAGAAAGUGAGAACGUUUCAGUGGAACUUCUUGAAAUGUCUGAGUAGAAAUGCUGUGGAAACAGCGGAUGGCGGAGCGUGGUUCACAGUGGUGCACGUGCUGGAAGAGGGGAACGGUUAAAGAACUGACACGACCAGAGAAGGCUGUGGGGGGCGGGUCCAGACCUGGUGCUCUUCCAGGUCCAGCAGCAGCGCUCAUGUUCCCGGUCUAAAAUGGUGAGGGUCGUCCCUCUGUGGCUCCCUGGACUCCCCCUGAGCGGUGUGUGUGUGUGUGUGUGGUUGUGUGUGUGUGUAUAGUACCUGCUGUGCCUUCUACAUGCUGAUUUCCAAUAAAAUCCUU
Salarias fasciatus (jewelled blenny) is the source of this 2053-nucleotide messenger RNA. It is a transcript of the gene umad1, whose product is annotated as UBAP1-MVB12-associated (UMA) domain containing 1. The record is from RefSeq and is a predicted model, not a curated record. NCBI's taxonomy places the organism in Eukaryota, Metazoa, Chordata, Actinopteri, Blenniiformes, Blenniidae.